CGGCUAUUGCGUGAUGACGUUGAAAAUACGUAGCGGCCAGUGGAGCCGGGUGAGUUGAGGUGAAGGGGUCUGAGGGCGGCCGGUCGCCAUUUCCUGCAAAGCGGAAGCUGGGGAACCAACGUAAACAGUUCGUUUAAUCGGGAAAAAAAAUCAACAAAAAAAAUCUAAAAGUCCAGAAACCACUUAAAAGGUGACAGGAUAGCGAACACCCCGCCGGCUAAAUUACAGGAGCCGAAAGCAGGAGAGAGCAUUGUCCGAAACACGGGACUCCGGGCAACCGUCAGACACGGCACGAGCGAGCCCUGCGGCCAGCCAGUAACACCGGACAGACCGACCGACCACCGCCCAACAUGUCCUACAAACCCAUCGCACCCGCUCCCCCAGGAAGCAAUAGCGCCCCCGGCACCCCGGUCACCCCAGUGCCUGGAGCUGCUGUGAACUCUCCCUCAGGUGCUGUUCCAGUGUCAUCUUUCCGUCCCAUCUUCAGUGAUUUUGGGCCUCCAUCUAUGGGCUUCAUUCCGGGAGUGAAGCCAGCUGUUUCACAAGCAGUUUCUCAAGGCACCUACAGUGACCUAUUGUCUGUGAUUGAGGAGAUGGGAAGAGAAAUCAGACCCACUUAUGCAGGAAGUAAAAGUGCAAUGGAAAGAUUGAAGAGAGGGUGAAGAUGAUACCACAUGCCUUGCCACAAAAUGGCUGCAGAACAAUUAAGCCACAAUAUAAGAUGGUGCCAUUCACAUGUCUAAUACACUGUUUCCGUACAGACUGGGAUAGUACUACACAGGCAUAAAGAUGGUCUAAUACAGUCAUUUGAAGAUAUCUCGAAA
Pelobates fuscus (common spadefoot toad) is the source of this 824-nucleotide messenger RNA. RefSeq names its product cyclin dependent kinase 2 associated protein 2 (gene CDK2AP2). Gene Ontology annotation, cellular component: nucleus; microtubule; cytoplasm. Bases 351 to 662 code for a protein of 103 amino acids. The transcript is spliced from 4 exons. The record is from RefSeq and is a predicted model, not a curated record. NCBI's taxonomy places the organism in Eukaryota, Metazoa, Chordata, Amphibia, Anura, Pelobatidae. Gene Ontology annotation, biological process: regulation of microtubule cytoskeleton organization; negative regulation of G1/S transition of mitotic cell cycle.